This is a messenger RNA of Cherax quadricarinatus, 3843 nucleotides long. RefSeq names its product neuroendocrine convertase 1-like. Lineage: Eukaryota; Metazoa; Arthropoda; Malacostraca; Decapoda; Parastacidae. Gene Ontology annotation, biological process: peptide hormone processing. Gene Ontology annotation, cellular component: membrane; neuron projection. The record is from RefSeq and is a predicted model, not a curated record. Gene Ontology annotation, molecular function: serine-type endopeptidase activity.
AUGGCAAGACUGUUGACAUGUGGACUGGCAUGCACUUCAAGUGAAGGAAACUUUAAGGAAUAUCUUCGCCAAAGGUGUAGACCCGGAAACGAGGAACAAGAACAAAAAUUUGAUGAGCCUGUGUGGAGGUUCUCGUCAGAUGUAUAUGAUCCUACACGCAAGAAGAGUCGCUUUCAGUCUUUCCUCGAUUCUAGAAGACGCGAUCUACUCAUCUAUGGAAACAAAGAGUUAACUGGGAGUACCGGAGACCAGGAAAACGUCCAGCAGGCUAACAUUCGCCAGCACACCCACGCCCACGCAGGCCAAGAACACACCAAUGCCUACCUGAACGAGUGGGUGGUUCACCUGACAGGAGGUCGCGAGCUAGCGGCAGCUGUGGCCAAGGACUUGGGUUAUCGAUUCCUGGGACAGGUCGGGGAGUUCCGUGACGUAUACCGCAUGGUCAAACUGAACCACCCAGCCGCCCACAAGCGUGACUCGCCCACACUCACCCACCACCUCGCCGACCAUGCCCAGGUUGUGUGGGCAGAACAGCAGUAUGUCAAGGAGAGGGUCAAGAGAGACGACUACGAUCCCUUCGCUCCUCUCAUCCGCGUCAAGAGGUUAGAAGACGCGGAACAAGAAACGAAAAAGGAAAGCAAGAUGAAGAGGGAUAAGAUAGAGAGGAAGAGGAGGAGUAGGAUUAACAGAUCAGCCACUGCAUCCCAGGUGAAGGGGUUUGAGGCCAUGUUUAACGACGAGCUGUGGGACCAUCAGUGGUACCUGUACGACACACGGACACGGGCAGAGCUGCCCAAGCUGGACCUGCAGGUGGUGAGAGUGUGGGAGGCGGGUGUGACAGGUCGCGGGGUGAGACUCCUGGUUCUGGAUGAUGGCCUGGAGUGGCGACACACCGAUCUCACCCACAACUACGACGCUGAGAUUAGCUAUGACUUUAACGACAACGACGACGACCCGACUCCCCGCUACGACUCCCACUUCUCCAACUCCCACGGCACCCGCUGUGCUGGCGAGAUCGCAAUGACUGCAAAUAACCAUAAAUGUGGUGUCGGUGUGGCUUACGGGGCCAGAGUCGGAGGGAUUCGCAUGCUGGAUGGCCCAGUGAGCGACGUGGUAGAAGGUUUGUCACUGUCGUACGCCCUGGACAAGGUGGACGUGGUGAGCUGCUCGUGGGGCCCUACCGACGAUGGGCAGAGGGUCGAGGGCCCAGGAAGGCUGGCGGAAAUGUCCUUACAGAUGGGCGUUACACAGGGCCGCGGGGGUCUCGGGACGGUGUACGUGUGGGCAGCUGGCAACGGCGGGUCAGCAGGGGACAACUGCAACUGUGAUGGCUACACCUCGUCCAUCUUCACCCUGAGCAUCAGCAGCGCCUCAGAGACGGGCAGGUUUCCCUGGUAUGGCGAGCAAUGCGCCUCCACUCUCGCCGCCGCCUACUCCUCAGGCGCUUAUACUGACCAGAAGAUUGCCACCACAGACCUUCACAAUGGCUGCACCAACACCUUCACUGGUACCUCUGCCGCCGCUCCUCUGGCCGCCGGCAUCAUCGCCCUCGCUCUUGAGGUCAAUCCUCGGCUGACGUGGCGAGACAUACAGCAUGCUGUGGUCUGGUCCAGCGAGUGGGCGCCGCUGUCCCACAACGGUGGGUGGACCACCAACGCCCGCGGUCUCAAGGUUACUCGUUUCGGCUAUGGUUUGCUAAGUGCCGAAGGUCUGGUCAACACUGUGAGGAACUGGACCAACGUGCCUCAGCAGAGAAUCUGUAAAGCAUCGCCCACUAACAGGUCGGGGGCGACCUUGGAGAGCGGAGGGUGGGUGCUAGUGCAGUUCCUGAGUGACGGGUGCCAUGGAGGAGAUGAUGAAGUGACAGCCCUGGAGCACGUCCAGCUGAUUGCUACCAUCAACUACACCAGGAGGGGCGCCCUGGCCAUCACCCUCACCAGCCCCCAGGGGACGCAGACGAGCCUGUUGACACAACGUGAGAGUGACAGGUCCAACAAGGGCUUCACCAAGUGGGCAUUUAUGUCUGUACACACGUGGGGCGAGAACCCUGCAGGAGUCUGGAGCCUCAACAUCUCAGACACCAGUGGAGGAGAAGAAAACGGAACCAUCGGUGAAUUGGAGCUGGUACUACACGCGAAGGAGCUCCCUCAACACAUGAAGGAGCAACGUAGCUACAGGAUCAGUUACGACCAGGUGGAGUUCAAGGAUGAGAGCGAGGAGGAUGAGGUGAACCUUAGCUCCCAGCAGAUGAAGACACUUUCCUGGGACCAGCUCCUCCAAUUAUUGGCUAAGAGCACGCGAUCAACUUUGUCAACAAUGGACAUUGAAAUGCUUCUGCAAGAUGGACGUCUCGAGGCUACAUUACGAAACAUACAGUCACAAGAGGCAAAACUAGAGUCGUUGGGGCACAUCACGAAAUUUGACUGGCAACUUGUUAUGGAUGAACUCAUGGCAAGGAGGUAAACGACAUAAAAAAAAUGAAGAGCCACCAUAAAACCAUGUCAUCUAGAACAAAAAUGUCGAAAAUUUCAGGCCUGCAGACUCGGCGUAUCAAUAUUCUCAUUAGGUUUAUGUGAGAAGCAUUAUGGAGAUCGGUGGUCACAGCUGUCUAUUCUAAGAAUAGGUAUUGAAAUAACAAAUGAAAACAAACACACAUUUUAGCUAAACAAUGAGUUUACCUUAAUUUUUUCAGGUUUGAUAAAACUGACUUCAUGAUUAACGUUGAACUAAACUUCUGAGUGUGAUGGAACUUAGCGGUAUGCUUCCAUGUUUUUAAUACAAAAAUUCGAUAAUAAAGUUUAGAAGAUCAAGCUCACCACUUUUAAAUAAUCAAAUAUUAUAUUUUCCGAGAGAGGUCAUGUUAAAAAAGAUGGGUUAACAAUUUGUUUAGUCCCUAAUAGAAAAAGCUCAUCAUAUUGGAUAACAAUUUUUACUUUGGAGAACAGCUCUACGUUUUUCUAGUGACCACUACUGUAAAUUUUAACGUUAACUCCACUAACCAACGACGUAUAAUAAAAAGAGGUACUGACACUAAAUAUUCCUGACAGCAUAGGCCUAUAUACAUAGUGCCUCACUCCCUCACGUUUAUAAACACAAGUACAAAGGACAAAUGUGCAUGUCUUUAGUUACCCCAAGAUUGUGAAAAAUAUCUACCAUCAUGCUUUAUUUCUUUAUCGAGAAUAUAUGUAUACUUGCUUUUCAUCUAACAUUAAUUUUCAUUGACUGUAUUUUUAAGUCCCCUUUAUUAUAACUUAAUAUCCACAAAUUGCAUUUAUCUCUUAUCAGCAUGAAACAUCAGCUGUUAUGUAAUGUCAUGGUGAACUCUACAUAUGUCCCGUUGGCUGGUAACUCGUUACUGGUAACUGGUACUACUGAGACAUAAACACGCAUAUCGGAAGAGUAGCGAGUUCUUCCCAGGCGAGAAAUGUGUUCAGAUUCUGUCCACUGAAAAAAUAGAUUUAUUGUAACUGGCUUAUAAUUACCUUAGAAGUCAACCCGAGGCAAAGUUCUUCAGUAACCAGGCACGCUCCGGAUAGACAUCAUACCUUGCAACAGCUUGGCAGAGAUAGAAUUUCAAAAUUCAGCUAUGACAAGCGUUUGGGAAUCCGGAAGACAACCGAUGUUGAGUCACGACAGCAAGUUUGUUUGUAAGGAGUACUUGUACAUGCUUAAGGUGGUGCUAGUUGCUGUGUUCCAAGUGUAAGGUUAAUCCACAUGACAGAAAAUCAAUCUUAACUCGUGUUCAGUUGACAUUUUUGGUACAUGAGCUCUGGUAAUUAAUAAAGAUAAAGUCGAGUACCUUUGUUCUAAAAUCCUGUAUCUGAAUAAUUUUAUAUUCAAUAA